This is a messenger RNA of Mastomys coucha (southern multimammate mouse), 2207 nucleotides long. RefSeq names its product F-box and leucine rich repeat protein 2 (gene Fbxl2). Gene Ontology annotation, molecular function: protein binding. Bases 89 to 1360 code for a protein of 423 amino acids. The record is from RefSeq and is a predicted model, not a curated record. The transcript is spliced from 15 exons. Gene Ontology annotation, biological process: SCF-dependent proteasomal ubiquitin-dependent protein catabolic process. NCBI's taxonomy places the organism in Eukaryota, Metazoa, Chordata, Mammalia, Rodentia, Muridae. Gene Ontology annotation, cellular component: SCF ubiquitin ligase complex.
GGCCUGGGCGGGGCGCCGGGCUGGCGUCACCAGGACAACGGGCGUCGCCGGCGCCGUGUGACUUCAGGUUGUGGGCGCGCUCGCGACCAUGGUUUUCUCAAACAAUGAUGAUGGCCUUAUCAACAAAAAGCUACCCAAGGAGCUCCUCUUGAGAAUAUUCUCCUUCUUGGACAUCGUAACUCUGUGCCGAUGUGCGCAGAUUUCCAAGGCCUGGAACAUCUUAGCCCUGGAUGGCAGCAACUGGCAGCGAGUGGACCUUUUCAACUUUCAGACAGAUGUAGAGGGCCGAGUGGUGGAAAACAUUUCCAAGAGGUGCGGUGGCUUCCUUAGAAAGCUCAGCCUGCGUGGGUGCAUCGGCGUUGGAGACUCCUCCUUGAAGACUUUUGCACAGAACUGCCGAAACAUUGAACAUUUAAACCUCAAUGGCUGCACAAAAAUCACUGACAGCACGUGUUACAGCCUUAGCAGAUUCUGUUCCAAGCUGAAACACCUGGAUCUUACGUCCUGCGUGUCUGUCACCAACAACUCCUUAAAGGGCAUCAGCGAGGGCUGCCGGAACCUGGAAUAUCUGAACCUCUCCUGGUGUGACCAGAUCACAAAGGAAGGCAUUGAGGCGCUGGUGCGGGGGUGCCAGGGCCUGAAAGCCCUGCUCCUGAGGGGUUGUACACAGUUAGAAGACGAAGCUCUGAAACACAUUCAGAACCACUGCCAUGAGCUCGUGAGCCUCAACCUGCAGUCUUGCUCACGCAUCACUGAUGAUGGUGUGGUGCAGAUCUGCAGGGGCUGCCACCGGCUACAGGCUCUGUGCCUCUCGGGCUGUAGCAAUCUCACGGAUGCGUCUCUCACAGCCUUGGGCCUGAACUGCCCCAGACUACAAGUUUUGGAGGCUGCCCGAUGCUCCCAUCUGACCGAUGCAGGCUUCACGCUACUAGCUCGGAAUUGCCACGAACUGGAGAAGAUGGACCUAGAAGAAUGUGUCCUGAUCACCGACAGCACUCUCAUCCAGCUCUCUACCCACUGUCCCAAGCUGCAAGCCCUGAGCUUGUCCCACUGUGAGCUCAUCACAGAUGAAGGCAUCCUACACCUGAGCAGCAGCACCUGCGGGCACGAGAGACUCCGGGUACUGGAGCUGGACAACUGCCUUCUUGUCACGGACGCCUCGCUGGAGCACCUGGAGAACUGCAGGGGCUUGGAGCGACUGGAGCUGUAUGACUGCCAGCAGGUCACCCGUGCAGGCAUCAAGCGCAUGCGGGCUCAGCUUCCUCAUGUCAAAGUCCAUGCCUACUUUGCUCCAGUUACCCCUCCUCCAGCAGUGGCAGGAAGUGGACAUCGACUGUGCAGAUGCUGUGUCAUACUUUGACAGCAGCUGCUUAGGCCACGGGCCCCAUCUUCCAGACUAGACCAGUCUCCUGGCUGUUCCAUCAUCACCCAAUCUCGACUCUCCAUGGUGAAAGCGUUACAGGUAAAAGACUUCGGCACAGAUUACAGUAACUGGUGAUGCUACUCACCUUAUAUAUACAUACAUACAUACACACACACACACACAUAUAUAUAUAUAUGUAUAUAUAUAUAUAUAAGCAAAUCCAGACCUGUGUCAGCCACAGCAAGAGUGGUGUGGUGCAACCUGGAGCCCAUUGGAGGUGGGUACCUAGGUAUACGAGCCCCACCUGGUUUUGUCAGCAUUCUCCAUAUGCACCUUCAGUAUUAGCACAACCUGAGCAGAGCAACAAGAGCCUGCUGGUCUUCUACCUGAUCCUUUCGCCAGUGGCCUAAUGCAAUGCAUAGCAAUUCCUAUUGAUCUGCAGGACUUGUCCACUUUGAAGAGUAAAUAGCACCUUUAUGAACGUGACUGUGCUGCAAAUUCAGAAUGGCUGGUAGUUUCAUAUGCAGAAACGUGUGUGUGAAAGGCAUGUUAACAUACUUCCAUAAGACACCAAAGAAACACGCCCUCUAAGCUGGGUGGGGCAGGGUCUUCACCUUUCCAUUUGUGUCAACUUGUCAUACCCAACUCUAGGGACCAAAACUAACCCCCUUUGCAUUGAUCCAUUAGAAAUUAUAAGCUCUGCUGUAUGCUACAGCAUAUAGUGCAUUUCUGUUAAAGGAAAAAAGCCAAUUAUGUCCAUACUUCUCAAAAAAUUUGUGGGAACUUUGAGGAAAUCCAGAAUUAAGGCCUAAGUUAUCUAUAAUAAGUAAAAAUAAUGAACAGA